AUGGUAAGCGAGGACAACGCAGAGAAGCAGGACACCGCGGGUCUAAACAUACUGAAGGAGCUGAAUGGGGAGGCUAGAAUGGCGGUCGCGCAAGACCUGGCCAUGUAUUACAUCCACCAGCCGCGACACCCGUACGUGGUCAACAACCCGCUCUGCCAGACAGAGGAAUUUGCGCGUACCAGAAUGGACGUGCAGAACCAGGUGGCCGUCCUCACUGAGUACCUGACUCGUUCGCAAGCGGACAACACCAGGCUGGGUGUAGAGUUGGUGGCGACUCAUAAACGGGUGAAAGAGCUGGAGGGUCUGUUGGAAGAACGCGAUCGGGAGCUGGCCGCGAAAGACGAUCGCGUGAAUGAUCUGGAGGCCCAGCUGUCGCGUCUCACCGUGAGCAGCUCAGGGCCGACCGCGGAUCCGAGUCCGGCAAACACUCCUGGAGCCGCGGCCGCGCCUACCAAUGCCGCAACCCCCACCGACCAGGGAACGCGUAAGAAGCCCGCACAGCCGACCAGGGAAGAGACAAUUCGGGACGCGAUCAUGAAGCCAUGGGUCAACGCGACCAAGCCGUCGGACGGAUGGAAGCUGUACAAGUCCACGCACGCGCUGGUAGGCGAGAGUCCAGAGUCGCUCCUGGCCCAACCCCGCGGUGCAGUUACACGAAUGGCCGAGCUCAUUGGGAAGGAGGGAGGCGGCCAGAACGCCGCCCAGAACGCGAUAAACCGUGUAAAGCGAGUCAUGGACUUCAUCUCGCGCAGGGUGGAGCAGGGAGACAACAUCGCGGUCGUGCUCGACAAGCUCGACCUCGUGUCUCGAACUGUGGGCAUGUCGGGUGUGUCGGAAGGGAUCGCGGUGAAGAAGAAGAGUGUUGACUUGAACCUGUGCGAGCUGAAGAAGGGUUCCCCGGCGGAGGUGCAGUUGCGGGUGAAAUGGAUGCUGGUACGCGACCGCAUGAUCGAUGCCUCUCUUCCCGCGUCAGAGUUUCCUGUCGCGUGGCCUCAGUAUUGUGCUCAGAUGCCCCCGCUAGAUUAA
This is a messenger RNA of Closterium sp. Yama58-4, 1026 nucleotides long. The record is from the annotation of a GenBank genome assembly. NCBI's taxonomy places the organism in Eukaryota, Viridiplantae, Streptophyta, Zygnematophyceae, Desmidiales, Closteriaceae.